UGACAAUACAAAAACAACACAAAGCUAAACAGAUAUUCUGGUUGAAGCAACUGGUAGUCCAUCCUGCAUAUAAGUUCCAGCGGUGGUAGGUUCUCCUUAUUCUGUUGGGGACAUGGAACACCUCUAUCCCAUCUUACUUUGGGCAGGAAGAAUGGCAGCCAUUAGCUUACUCGUACUAAUCACCUGGGCAAUUUAUUACGAUCGGUCCAAGACGAAAAUGGCCCCCGGAUUUGACCAUCCAUGGAAGCUUCGCACCCUUCACUGCUUACUUAUUAUGACAAUGACACUGGGCAAGAUCCUCGAAUGGUCGGGCCUCUGCAAACAGAUCAGCUUUACCCGUUUCAUGUUGAAUCUCAAGAUCGCAAAGCUACAUCCUAGCCUCUCCACCAAGGACCUUUGUUUCGACGGAGUGCCGGUUCGGAUCUACCAGCCGAAAGCUCCCUCUGCUGGCCGAAGGAAAGGAUUCGUGUUCUUCCACGGGGGAGCCGGAAUGAUGGGAAGCAUCGAUUACUACCAAGACGUUUGCUCUAAACUUGCCAAGGAGAGCCAGGCAGUGCUUGUAUCUGUGGGGUAUCGCCUCUCUCCCGAACAUCCAUACCCCACACAGUGUGAGGACUGCCUCGCGGCGACGGUUCACUUCAUGAAAAACGCCGAGAUCUAUGGGGUGGAUUCUUCCCAGAUCGUCAUUGGCGGAGACAGCGCCGGAGGCAAUUACGCCACUGCAAUUGCCCAGAAAUUGGUGGGGAGACCCGACCUUCCAAAACUGAGAGCUCAAGUCCUGAUGUACGCAGGUACCCAAGCCAUGGACUUCAACUUGCCUUCUUAUCAGCAGAACGGCACGAUGCCGCUCUUGUUCCGGGACAGCGUGACUUUCUAUGGCCUGAAAUAUUUCGGAAAGAGCACUUCUUUGUCCGACGACCUGCUGAGGGGUUGUCACGUGCCGGAUGAAAUGAGGCUGAAAUGCAACAAGUGGAUAAGCCUGGAGAACCUUCCGGAGAGAUCUCUGCGCAGAGGCUAUCAACAAAUCCCAGAAGCUCCUUGCAAGCUCGAAGUGUACGAACAAUUGCCGGAGAUCCUUGACAUCUCUUUCUCUAGCCUUUUUGCUGACGAUGCCAUCAUUCGACAGCUUCCGGAGACUUUCAUGGUGACCUGCGAAUACGACGUGCUUCGGGACGACAGCUUGCUCUACAAGAAGCGCUUGGAGGACAACGGCGUCAAAGUCAGCUGGUUCCAUUCAGAAAACGGGUUCCAUGGCGUGAUAAACUGCAUCGACUUGUGGUUUCUCACAUUCCCUGCUGGGAUAGAAAUCCUGGAUCGUGUCACGGAAUUUGUCCAGAGUUUAUAAAUGCUUUCUGCUGAAAUUGUAACUCCAUAGCGGCCACGAAGUUGUGUGUGUUUGGUGCCAUUUCACAUACAUGUUUAUAUAUUGUGUCUUGGAGAUUGUACGCACUAAUGUAGGCAACAUCCAGGUGGUUUGCAUCACAUAUGAUCUCCACAUUGUUAUGAACCCAAAGAGGUUCCUGUUCUUUGUGCAGAGUGUUCAAGGAAUAGUAAGGUAGUUUAGAUCAAUGGGACACUUUAGAGACCAAAUUUGGGUUUGACACUAUUCUUGUAACAUUUAUUGAAAUACAAUCAUCACAGAAUCAUAUCAGAAUUACAUCAAGGAGAGCUCUUGUGCACACACACAUUCACGCAUACUCACGCACACACAGGCCUCCUCCGGCGAAGAUGAUCAGUCUUUUCCGAGGAGGUGCGGAUGCUCCGUUGCCAUGGAUCAGGAAGCGUACAUGCUCUUGGGGUCCCCUGCAU
Anolis sagrei ordinatus is the source of this 1809-nucleotide messenger RNA. RefSeq names its product arylacetamide deacetylase-like 3. NCBI's taxonomy places the organism in Eukaryota, Metazoa, Chordata, Lepidosauria, Squamata, Anolidae. The record is from RefSeq and is a predicted model, not a curated record. Gene Ontology annotation, molecular function: carboxylic ester hydrolase activity; lipase activity. Gene Ontology annotation, cellular component: membrane.